AAAUAUGAAUGUAUCGUCUGUCGUUAUGCUCCUGGUGCUGUUUGCCGCCGUCUGUCGCUGGGCGCCAGGGCUGCUCUGAGACCUGACUGGUCGCACCUCUGCAUCAUCCUUGACUCUUCAGUGCAAGGGACAUGCCCCCGUGUGACAUUUUCCGGUACAUAUGAAGAUGGAAUAUUGCUCAGAUAUUUCUAAUCAUGUUUCGUCGUUAUGAUACCUUUGAUCGCUAAUUCUCCCGCCCCUCCUCAGUGUCCUUGUACUGCAUGUCGAGAUGCAUUGAGCGUGAGCGAAAGAAGAGCUGUAAAAUAGUACAGCCAGCCCGGCACUCUCGUUCAUUGGCGCUUGCAGAUUUUAAUUUAAUUCCUUUAUUUUGUUUGCAAGUCUAUCGACGCUGGUCGUCAGUUGCUUUCGUGUCCAUAGCUUGUUCACUUCUUGCCAGACGAGAGAGGGAGCAGACCAAAAGGUCAUCUGGCGUGACAUACCGCUGAAUUGAUAAAAGAUGCGGGACAAACUGCUCCUCACUUACCUGGUUGCAGACGUCCUCUUUUUGGGAGGCGGCGCCUUAAUUCUCACCGUUGCGUUGACGGCCAGAGAUAAGAUUCGAUCUGCACCAACGCUGGAUAAUGUCGCAGAGAGAUUGCUGCUUGCUCACUGUCCCCAGCUAGGAGAGAUUAUCAACGCCGGAUUCGUCUUCUUCACGUUCCUCCUUUCGAUCCCAGCCAUUAUUCAAUCAAAUGAUCGGAUAUGGAUGAAAAUCCACGGCUGGAUGGUUGUGAUAAGCGGAUUCAUCACACUGAUCAUAGGAUUGAUCAUCUGGUUUUUGACGUUAAGGACAAGGUCAACAUUGAGCGAUGCGUGGGGAAACGAGACACCAGAGGUGCAGAGCUUGUUGCAACAACGAUUUAAUUGUUGCGGCUACUUGAACAGCACCUCGCCGCCAUUUCAGGUCGAUAAAACGUGUCCGACCGAUCUCGAUGCGGCACAAAAACCAGGAUGUGUUGGCCCGUUUUCCAAUUUUGCGAACAGCUUUCUGGAUGUGAUUUUCACUGCGGACUUUGGCAUAGUGGCUAUCGAUGCUCUCCUACUUCUCUGUGUUGCAAUGGUCCUCAAGGACCGGAAGGAGCGUGCAAGAUAUCGGUUGAUUGACUCAAAGAACGGGUUCGGUACAAUAUAAACCGGUGAGGCGGUUGAUUCCAAAUAUUUUUCUUCGGCUUACGACAACUUCACUUCAUCCAACGGUUUCUGAUAUGUCAGCGAUAUUUCAUGCCGGUAUAUACUUGUUAUGGUUUUUUAGUAUAUGUACAUUUAGAGGACAGAUGUGAUUGCAAUACUUGUUUCUGUUUCAUGCCAUCAUGAAUGCACGAUGUA
Coccidioides immitis RS is the source of this 1365-nucleotide messenger RNA. Its product is annotated as tetraspanin. NCBI's taxonomy places the organism in Eukaryota, Fungi, Ascomycota, Eurotiomycetes, Onygenales, Onygenaceae. Gene Ontology annotation, cellular component: membrane. The record is from RefSeq and is a predicted model, not a curated record. The transcript has 4 exons. The coding region runs from base 497 to 1171 and encodes 224 amino acids.